Molecule: messenger RNA, 2720 nt
Organism: Condylura cristata (star-nosed mole)
Lineage: Eukaryota; Metazoa; Chordata; Mammalia; Eulipotyphla; Talpidae
Gene: ENPP3
Product: ectonucleotide pyrophosphatase/phosphodiesterase 3
Exons: 25
Coding region: 48-2669 (873 amino acids)
Biological process (GO): nucleoside triphosphate catabolic process
Molecular function (GO): nucleic acid binding; nucleoside triphosphate diphosphatase activity; metal ion binding
Source: RefSeq, a predicted model, not a curated record
AGUACUACUGUCUUCUGGUAAAACAGGUUUCUGCAGCUAUCAAGACAAUGGAUUCUAUGCUGACUUUAACAGAAGAAACUGUUAAAAAGAGCACUGUUAAGAAGUAUAAAAUCAUUUGUGUUGUUCUUCUUGCUGUAUUGGUGAUUGUGACACUUGGAUUAGGCCUGGGGCUUGGACUCAAGAAACCUCUAGAGCAAGGCAGCUGCAGGAAAAAAUGCUUUGAUUCAUCAUACAGAGGACUGGAGAACUGCCGGUGUGAUACGGGAUGUAAAGAACGAGGUGACUGUUGCUGGGAUUUUGAAGACACCUGUAUGGAAUCAACUCACAUAUGGACAUGCAAUAAAUUUCGGUGUGGGGAGGCCAGACUACAGUCCAGCCUUUGCUCUUGCUCCGAUGACUGUUUGCAGAGGAAAGACUGCUGCAUUGACUAUAAAAGUGUUUGCCAAGGAGAAACUCCAUGGGUGAAAGAGGAGUGUGCUGCUAGCCAGAAACCUCAGUGUCCACAAGGAUUUGACUUGCCACCAGUUAUUUUGUUUUCCAUGGAUGGAUUUAGAGCUGAAUAUUUACACACAUGGAGUACCCUAAUGCCUAACAUUAACAAACUGAAAACCUGUGGACUUCAUUCAAAAUACCUGAGAUCUGCCUAUCCAACUAAGACCUUCCCAAAUCAUUAUACUAUUGUCACAGGCUUAUAUCCAGAAUCACAUGGCAUCAUUGACAACAAUAUGUAUGAUGUAAACCUCAACAAGAAUUUUUCACUUUCAUCUGUGACAAAAAAUGACCCAGCAUGGUGGCAAGGUCAACCAAUUUGGCUAACAGCAAUGUAUCAAGGUUUAACAGCUGGUACCUACUUCUGGCCAGGAUCAGAUGUGGCUAUCAAUGGCUCCUUUCCAUCCAAAUAUAUGGUUUACAACAGGAGUAUCACGUAUGAAGAAAGGAUCUCUACGUUGUUAAAAUGGUUGGACCUUCCCAAAGGUGAAAGACCUGAUUUUUAUACCAUAUAUGUGGAACAGCCUGAUUCCUCAGGACAUGACGCUGGACCAGUCAGUGCUGCAGUAAUUCAAGCCUUACAGCUAGUAGAUAAAACUUUCGGGAUGUUGAUGGAGGGCUUGAAACAGCGGAAUUUACACAACUGUGUCAAUAUAAUCCUUUUGGCUGACCAUGGAAUGGAACAGACUUAUUGUGACAAGGUGGAAUAUAUGACUGAUUAUUUUUCCAAAAUAAAUUUCUACAUGUAUGAAGGGCCUGCUCCCCGCAUCAGAUCUCGUAACAUACCUGCUGACUUUUAUAACUUUGAUUCUGAAGGAAUCGUUAGGAACCUCAGUUGCCGAAAACCUGACCAGCAUUUCAAGCCCUAUUUGACUGCUGACUUGCCAAAACGACUACACUAUGUCAAAAAUGUCAGAAUUGACAAAGUACAUCUUUUGGUGGAUCGACAGUGGCUGGCUGUGAGGGCCAAAGGAAAUACGUUCUGUGGUGGAGGCAACCAUGGUUAUGACAAUGAGUUUAAGAGCAUGGAGACUAUCUUUGUGGCACAUGGACCCAGUUUUAAAGAGAAGACCGAAGUCGAACCGUUUGAAAACAUUGAAAUCUAUAACCUACUAUGUGAUCUUCUACACAUUCAGCCUGCACCAAACAAUGGUACCCAUGGUAGUCUGAACCAUCUUUUGAAGGAACCUUUCUAUAAACCAGCCCAUCCAGAAGAAGUGUCAAAGUCUUCUCGUUGUGAAUUUACUACUCCACUGCCCACGGAUGAUCUAGGGUGCAAAUGCCCUGAAUUACAAAAUGAGACUGAUCUAUCAUCUAUGAAUGCAAGACUAAAUCUCAAAGCAGAAGAAAUAUCAGCAACAGAGAAACAAAACUUGCCAUUUGGGAGGCCGAGAGUUAUGCAGCAAAACAAGGAACACUGCCUUCUUUAUCACAGGGAGUAUGUCAGUGGAUUUGGGAAAGCUUUCAGCAUGCCUUUGUGGAGCUCUUACACUGUCCCUAAAUCUGUGGGAGACACAUCGCCUCUUCUCAAUGUCUCAGACUGUCUGCGGGCUGAUGUCAGGGUUGCUCCUUCUGAGAGCCAAAAGUGUUCCUUCUACACACCAGACAUGAAUAUCACCCACGGCUUCCUCUAUCCUCCUGCAAAUAAUAGAACUCCAGAUAGUCAAUAUGAUGCUUUGAUUACAAGUAAUUUGGUUCCUAUGUAUAAGGAAUUCAAGAAAAUAUGGAAUUACCUUCACAAUGAUCUUCUUGUAAAACAUGCCAUGGAAAGAAAUGGAGUAAAUGUGAUUAGUGGGCCAAUAUUUGAUUAUAAUUCUGAUGGUCGUUUUGAUACUUCAAGUGAAAUUAAAGAAUAUGUACUUAACACCAACGUUCCCAUCCCAACACACUAUUUUGUGGUGCUGACUAGUUGCAAAAAUAAGGCCUACACCCCUGACAACUGUGUUGGCUCAUUGGAUGUCCUGCCCUAUAUCAUUCCUCACCGACCCACCAAUGUGGAGAGCUGUCCUGGAGAUAAACCUGAAUCCAUUUGGGUUAAAGAACGAUUGGAAGCACAUGUUGCCCGUGUCCGUGAUGUAGAACUUCUUACUGGACUUGACUUUUAUCAGGAAAGAUCUCAGCCUAUCUCUGAAAUUUUGCAGCUGAAGACUUAUUUACCCACAUUUGAAACCAUCAUUUAACCAUCAUUUAACUUAAUAUAUAAAAUAAUCGGGGCAAAAUGCACAUGAUUU